Molecule: messenger RNA, 1071 nt
Organism: Galeopterus variegatus (Sunda flying lemur)
Lineage: Eukaryota; Metazoa; Chordata; Mammalia; Dermoptera; Cynocephalidae
Product: olfactory receptor 52B2
Exons: 1
Coding region: 73-1071 (332 amino acids)
Biological process (GO): G protein-coupled receptor signaling pathway
Cellular component (GO): membrane
Molecular function (GO): G protein-coupled receptor activity; olfactory receptor activity
Source: RefSeq, a predicted model, not a curated record
CUUUCUGUUCCUAUCACUUUCUUCAGACUCAUCAGCUUCGGAGUCAUUAUAGAGAGGACCGUGAAGAACAUCAUGACUCACACCAACCGUACCAUCUUCCACCCUGAAGUUUUUGUCCUACUUGGCAUCCCUGGAUUGGAAGCUUAUCACAUUUGGUUGUCAGUACCCCUUUGCCUCAUGUAUAUCACUGCAGUCCUUGGGAACAGUAUCCUGAUAAUGGUCAUCAUCACAGAACGUAAUCUUCACGAGCCUAUGUAUUUCUUUCUGUCCAUGUUGGCCAUCACAGACAUUAUGCUGUCUACUACUACUGUGCCCAAGGCCCUAGCCAUCUUUUGGCUCCAUGCCCAUGACAUUGCCUUUCAUGCCUGUGUCACCCAAGUCUUCUUUGUUCACAUGAUGUUUGUUGGCGAGUCGGCCAUCCUGUUAGCCAUGGCCUUUGACCGCUUUGUGGCCAUUUGUGCCCCACUGCGAUAUACAGCAGUGCUAACAUGGCCUGUCGUGGGAAGGAUUGCUCUGGCUAUUGUCACCCGAAGUUUCUGCAUCAUCUUCCCAGUGAUCUUCUUGCUGAAGCGGCUGCCCUUCUGCCGAACCAACAUCGUCCCCCAUUCCUACUGUGAGCAUAUUGGAGUGGCCCGCUUAGCCUGUGCUGACAUCACUGUUAACAUCUGGUAUGGCUUCUCAGUGCCCAUUGUCAUGGUCAUCUUGGAUGUGAUUCUCAUUGCUGUGUCUUACUUUCUGAUCCUCCAGGCAGUGUUUCAUUUACCCUCCCAGGAUGCUCGGCAAAAGGCCCUCAGCACUUGUGGCUCCCAUCUCUGUGUCAUCCUCAUGUUUUAUGUUCCUUCCUUCUUUACUUUGUUGACCCAUCGCUUUGGGCAUAACAUUCCUCGACAUGUUCAUAUCCUGCUGGCCAAUCUUUAUGUGGUGGUGCCACCAAUGCUCAACCCCAUUGUCUAUGGUGUGAAGACUAAGCAGAUCCGGGACAGUAUAGCCCACCGGUUCUUUGACAUCAAGACUUGGUGCUGUUCCUCCCCUCUGGGAAUUUCCACACCUCACUUUUGUCAAGGAAGCUAG